GAGGUGGUCAAAUACAGUAAAAAGAAGUUGUCUUGUCAUGCUGCAUCAGUGCUUGUAAAAUCUAUUUUGAGUCAGAAAGAAAAAUCAUCUGAAGGCAUACUAUGUCUUUUAUGGGAUACCUUACCAAAUGUUCUGAGUGAAUAUUGUUCUGAAAGUUCAGCUAUGAAAGAUCACAAUAUUACAUAUUAUAUGAAAACAGCAAGAACUGGAAUCCCUAUGGCACCCACUUCCAAAUUACUUCUGCAAUGUGCUACUCACAUUAUAAAAGUGUUGAGCCAUUUUGAAAAGUCAAAUGAUAUUUGUGUGGAGUCAAGAGCACCAGCUCUUGGUCUUGCAUCGAUGUGUCUCUUAAUGGCAAUGAAGAGAAAAGAUCUGAGA
Gryllus bimaculatus (two-spotted cricket) is the source of this 378-nucleotide messenger RNA. The record is from the annotation of a GenBank genome assembly. NCBI's taxonomy places the organism in Eukaryota, Metazoa, Arthropoda, Insecta, Orthoptera, Gryllidae.